Priapulus caudatus is the source of this 2310-nucleotide messenger RNA. Its product is annotated as sphingomyelinase C-like. Lineage: Eukaryota; Metazoa; Priapulida; Priapulimorpha; Priapulimorphida; Priapulidae. Bases 159 to 1370 code for a protein of 403 amino acids. Gene Ontology annotation, cellular component: extracellular region. Gene Ontology annotation, molecular function: sphingomyelin phosphodiesterase activity. The record is from RefSeq and is a predicted model, not a curated record. The transcript has 5 exons.
AACAAAGAUACCGUUAAACAGAUUAGAACAUGAUAGGUCUAAAUCUUGGGUAAAGGUUAGUGUUCAAAGUCAGAUUUACUAGUGCACUUUGCUGCUACACAUGCACCUGGUCCAUUGCAUACGUGUAGCUGCAACAGAGAAAGCAAAAGCCAAUAAAGAUGAUGCUCGUUAGCAUUGUGUUCGUAUGCAUAAUCAAUACGGUCCUUAGCGAAAGCCAACCACAGCUGCAACCGGACCCCGAAGUAUGGAUAGAAAGGGGCGCUCCAGACUGCACGACGACGGAGGACGACUGCGGGGUGUUUGGACUCGAGUACGUGCGUAGCGGGGUCGGCGAGGGGUCAGCGUGCGACACGGGCACCGCCGUGCUGUGUCGCUCGUCCGCGCCGCACACGUCUCUCGUCGAUACGCCCGCGCACACGCUCGCAGCUCUCUCCUACAACGCGUUCGAGCGUAACUGGUUCAUGUCGCACGACGGGCAGCGGGAGCGGUCGUGUCGCGUGCCGGCGACGCUCAGACGCAUGCUACCCGACCUAGACGUCAUCGGGUUCCAGGAGGUUUUCAUGGGCGGCUGCUUCCGCGGAAAGCUCACGUUGCGCCACCUGCUGGCACAACACGGCUUCCCCUACACAACGCGCACUGUCGGAGCGAUAAUCCCGCAGGCCGUUACCGACGACGAUAACGACAUGAGAGUCGGCUUCAAGGUGUUGAACGGAGGGAUGUUUGUCGCCUCUCGCUGGCCCAUCGUGCAGGAGGACUCAAUCAUCUACGAGAACGCCGACCCCCUGUCGUGGGACGGGUUCUCAAAGAAGGGAGUCUCCUACGCCAAGAUCAACAAGACGGAUGCCUCUGGCAGGUGGAAGCUGUAUAACCUCUUCAGCACACACCAGCAGACGGGCGACAACGCCGACAUCAAAGUGGGACAGGCCGCGGAGCAGCGAGCGUUCGUAGACCGCCUCGCCAUCCCGCCCGACCAACCCGUCCUCUUCCUCGGCGACUACAAUAUAGAUCUCUACGACGACGACGAGCUUCUCUCGGCCGUCAUGGCGACGCUCGAGGCGACGCUGCCAGCGACGGUGGGCGAGCGAGAGUGCACGUCCGACGGGGAGAACGACCUUCACGACGACGAGAAGUCGUGCUCGUGGCUGGACUACGUCGCGUUCAGCCACACGCACGAGAAGCCGACCCACGCGACGAUGGAAGCCGUGCGACCGAUGCAGGAGGAAGGCUUCCCCAUCUGCUUUGACGAGGGAAAGAUUCUACGCUUCGGGUAUCUGUGGCCGGACGACGAGCGAUGUACAAAUAAGAACUAUGCCGUGCGAGACCUCUCGGAUCAUUUCGCGGUUCUCGGGCGAUACAUGUUCCCCGAGUAGAGCCGGGAUCGGAUCAAUCCCGAUCAGAUUAAUCUGGAUGCUGGAACCGCUUCUCUCGCUUCUGUUUCGUUUUCGAAUGAUAACAAAAUUAUCGCGAUAGCAGAGAGCUAAACAUGCGCACUGCGAAAGCGCCCUUUCUUAGCACAAAUUAAUAGGAUGAUAAUUGCCUCCCACGUUGUGAGCUUUAUCAGUACAGAGUUAUGUAGUCAAGGUUUAUUAAUAGGAUGAUAUUGCCUCCCACGUUGUGAGCUUUAUCAGUACAGAGUUAUGUAGUCAAGGUUUAAUUAAUAGGAUGAUAAUUGCCUCCCACGUUGUGAGCUUCAUCAGUACAGAGUUAUGUAGUCAAGGUUUAAUUGAUAGGACGAUAAUUGCCUCAAACUUGUGCACGACAAGUAACACUGACACGUUUUUACCAAUCUCAGAUAUCAAGCUCUUAUUAUCUGUAUUCGCAGCGUCGAUCUAUCUUAGGCGGAAACCAUCUUUCAAAUAGAAAAAUUACAAUAAUGUGUGUACAUACACAGUGCUUCUACCAUUUCCAUUUUAAAUGGUGAUUAAUUAUAUGCUGACAUAGUCCGCGUAAACACAAGUCAGCUCGUGGGAAUAGUUCCACUGCUACUAACCCCACCCAUUAUUUCCUUAUUAGACGACAUAUAUAUGUCAAUAAUCGGUGAAUCAUCAAUUAUACAAUUUCUGGUCCAAAAAGUAGUCAACUCACAACGCAAUAAGUAAACCCAUGGAUGCAUUAUAAGCAUUUGAUUCCCAGUAUUGUCGCUAGAUUAGAUCUAAUAGCUACACCCACUUCUCCAAGUAUUGGCAUGGUGUGGUCCUAGCAGAGUAUUAACUUUCAAUCUAUAUACCAAAUACCAACUUGCGAUUCUGUGACUCUCUAUUGUAUUUGUAAUGUAAUAUAUAGACUAAUAAAUUGUGCCGUAGAAAUUUU